Messenger RNA from Haliotis rubra (blacklip abalone), 1676 nucleotides. RefSeq names its product trissin receptor-like. The transcript has 4 exons. Gene Ontology annotation, cellular component: membrane. Lineage: Eukaryota; Metazoa; Mollusca; Gastropoda; Lepetellida; Haliotidae. Gene Ontology annotation, molecular function: neuropeptide Y receptor activity. The record is from RefSeq and is a predicted model, not a curated record. The coding region runs from base 1 to 1233 and encodes 410 amino acids. Gene Ontology annotation, biological process: neuropeptide signaling pathway.
AUGGUGUGUAUACCGCCUCGCGACGUCAACGUGAGCGGAAUCCUUUAUCCCAACACGCCUAAGGUAUUGCCGACGUGGGAGAUUGUUGUAAAGUGUUCCGUCUGUGGAUGUGUGGAACUUAUGGCUUUCGUUGGGAACAUUCUUGUAAUCGCCAUCGUUGCCCAGUCACGGAAGAUGCGGACGACUACCAACUUCUACAUCACCAACCUCGCUAUCUCCGACCUUUUUGUGGCAUGCAUCCCCUUCUGGAUACACCUUGUAAACGACGUCACCGACGGAUGGUUCCUGGGAGAAUUUCUCUGCAAGUUUAACGCUUUCGUACAAAUCACAGCCAUGUGUGCGAGCGUCUUCACUCUUAUGGCCAUCGCAGGGGAUCGCUUCUUCGCCAUCAUUUUUCCACUGAAGUCUCGCGUGACACAACGGAAGGUCAGCGUGGUGAUCGUUCUGGUCUGGUUGUCCUCAGCUGCUAUCGGCAUACCGUCACUGCUAGUGUACACGUAUAACGAGCGGCGCUGGAAGAACCACCUUGAGAGGUUCUGUACCGACGUCUGGCCAGUGCAGGUGACUUCCGACGGCGUCUGUGACAACGGUUUAACCUCGAAGCGAGCCUACUGGACCCUUGUGGUGGUCGUGCUCAACUGGGUGCCUAUGAUCGUCAUGACAAUAGCCUACACAGUCAUUGUCCUCAAGCUCCGAUUUAACAGGAUUGUCCCCAGUUCAGGAGAGCUCUCCUUGACCGCCAUUCAGCAAAGGUCGAAGAGAAAGGUUGUGAAGAUGCUGUUCUCAGUCCUGAUCGUCUUUAUGGUGUGCACGAUUCCCUUCCAAGUCUCCAAGCUGUUUGAGCUGUACAGAGAGGACCAAGAGGAGAGGCUCCCAGACUGGUACAGUCCCUUGUACUUCUCCGCCAUCAUCAUGAUGUACACCAACAGCGCUAUCAAUCCGGUUCUGUACGGUGGGCUUAAUGAGAACUUCCGGAAUGGAUUUAGAGAUCUCAUUAACGCCAUAUUGAACCGGAAGUCUCACAGUCACAAGGCCUUGCUGAAUGCACUCUGGACCAGCAACAGGUCACGUGUUGUUGUUGAUGAUCUCGGCACAAAACCACAAAUAGACCAUGUACAAGUGCCGGCGGUGGCAAUGUCGUACAUCAAUCCGUCUGUUGAUGUUUCCAAAGACGAGCCGUCAAAGACAGCGGAUAGUGCUACAUGUCAGUGUAGCAUCAGAUCGGGGACUUGAAGAGUCUUUUGUGUAACCUUUUACACCUGAUGUGAGUAACACUGGAACUGACUUUCCUCAGGAUGUCCACUUCAACUUGUCCACUUUGGGGCCGACGAUUUAAUUAUCUGGGGUGUCUGAAUGUUAUUUUUUCAGCCAAAAAUAUUUAAAUAGUUUUCAAUUAAAAGACCGAACGAGUGUAUUUGACAACAACUGAAUAAUUUUUCAGAAUAUAAUAUAUGAACAGCGAACGAUUAAAUUUGAUAAAUUACCUGAGAAGAAAUAUGUAUUUUCCUGCAUUUUCAGAAAUAUGUGAUAUUUUUCAAACAAAUACAACCGGCAUCAGUUCCGCCAGAUACAAAACGAUCGGCCCCUUAGCACGAUGAAAUUCAUAACCAAAAUACUUAUGUUUGUGAAAGUAAUUAGACAGAACGUUUUGACAAUAAAAUCAUGUAUAACAUUGA